GGAAAAAACAUUACCGGAUGGUGUCACGUUCACCUUCGGUUGUGUUUUUGUUAUGACUUGAAGAUCAACAACAGCUAUUCAUAUAUUAGAUUUUAAUCCGUUUUCAUCGAUGAAGACUAAAAGGGAAGCCAGGAGGAAGCGGGGGAAUGUUGAUGCGGCUCGAGGACUUCCCCUCGUCCCGCUUGGUGGUGUUGGAUCAGGGCGAGAGUCGAACCCGUUCCUGAGGACUUUGGUGCUCUGAGAGUCAACGUACCUUCUCAGGAAAGUGGCUGGAUGAUGAUUGCGGCCUGGGUGUCUGACUCCUGGUGGAGGAAAACCCUGUAUGUGAGCGGAGGAGCGUUGCUCGCUGCUGCUGCUUAUAUCUUCUACGAGCUGCUAUCCAUCAAGAAGGAGCAGGAACUCGACUCUACAGACGCUAUCAUCCUCCACCAGUUCUCCCGACCGGUUCUUUCUCCGAGUCUUUAUCCGCUCUGCCUGAAGAUAGAGACCUACCUGAGAAUGGUGGACCUUCCUUAUCAGACUUACUUCGAUGGCCGCCUCUCUGCUCAGGGCAAAAUGCCGUGGAUCGAGUACAACCACGAACGCGUGUCUGGGACGGAGUUUAUCAUAGAAUUUCUGGAGAAGAAGCUGGGUGUGAGUCUCAAUAAGGGUCUGAGUGCAAAGGAAGAGGCCAUCGCUCACACCAUCACUAAAAUGGUAGAUGAACAUUUACAUUGGAUGAUAGCAUACUGUCAGUGGGUGGAGAAUGUGGAGGAGACUCGCCACAUGCUGGGUAUGUGUGAGCUGCUGCAGUGGAGUGUGUGUGAGUUGAACGGCAGCCUGGUAAAAAGGGAGAUGUACUGCCACGGCACUGGCCGCUUCAACACACACCUCAUCCACACACUGCUAGAGAAAGACCUGCGCACUCUCUCCACACUGCUGGGAGAUAAGAAGUACAUCAUGGGCUCUAAAGUGUCCAGUGUGGAUGCUGCAGUGUUUGGACAUCUUGCUCAGGUCAUGUGGACGCUAACGGGAUCCAGUCCAGAACAGCUCCUUAAAGGUGAGCUGCCGAACCUGGUACGUUACUGUGAGCGGAUCCGGCGGAAGUUCUGGCCCGAAUGGGUGCUAGAUUAUGAGGAAUUGUAUUCGGAGAUGUGUACGGAUUCUCCAAUGCAACACAGUCAGUUCUCCUGCGCUGACACACUGGACGAGAUGGACACUCUUUCACACAAACGUUCUCCAGACACAGAUUCCGGACGCUCUAUCUCCGACUCUGACAUCGAGGUGGACGAAUCGGGUGCUGAGCUGAAGGUCAAUGCUUGAAAGACAUUUUACGUGAGUGGAUUUUUUGCGGAGAGAAGAGGAGUUCCUGAUGCACACAUGCAAUUUAUAUCAUAGCUUUGUAUGUGUGUGUGGUGUGCGUGUGAUGUGCAUGUCACAAUGUUGUUGGUUUUUUAAAGCAUCAGGAUUGAAAUUCUUCUGUGAGGGUAAAUUCAAAGACAUUAUGGUCCCUAUAAUGGAAACCUGUCACUUAAACACAGUGGGCUCUGUGUAUGUGUGUACGAGUUUGUGUGUGUGUCCACAUGAGUGCACCAGGAUUUCCUGAAUACACUUCAUUCACUCAUUAUAUAGUGUGGACUGAGAUGCUGUACAUAUUUUGCAUCAGUUACUUGCUGAAGUAACUGAUGUGUGUUUCUUUCUAUCUUUCCUGCCAGUGACAAAAAGGUUUUAUCCCUUAACCAGUUAUUAGAAGUGUGUAUGUUUGAAUGUAUGUAUUUUUAAAUUGAUUGAUUGAUUGACUGAUUGUUUGAUUGUACAAAUGUGUGUCCUGUCUGUUAUUACCUAACUGUAAUAGAGGGAGAGCAUUUAAAUGAAAUUAUAACACACACACACACACACACACGGAGAGAGAGUGUGUCUUUAAAUUGUUCAGCUUUGCAAUUAUUUUUCAUAACCACGAGAUGGCGCUCAUUCUCCUGGUAUUCUGCCUUUAUAUACACUUUGUCACUUCAUAUUAAAUUCUUUUUUCAAACACUGCAGUCUAAUGUAAAUGUCCACUCCAUUUUCACUUUAAAACAGCUAAAAGUUUAUUUAGGAGACACAAUUAGAUGCACAAAAUCGCUUUAUUUUAUUGUUUUAAGAUUGAUAGCUUGCUAGUAAUCAGCUCACAAGUUAGCAAACAAACUCACGAUGUAUGAAAGUAGUACCUUAAACAAUAAACCUAAAAAUUAUUCUCAGAUCUAAAGCUGAAACAUAAACUGUAUUUACAAUAUUUUAACUACCAUACUAUUUGAAUCCCAUGGUCAUAGAUGCAACAUGCAACCUAGGUGGCACGUUAGCUAACUUGCUAACCUCAGAGAGCAGAUCAUUCAAAUUACCUGAACUCGAAAACCAGAAUGUACGUUUAUUUAUAGAUCAUAUAUCAAUCCAUUUAUUUAUUGAUUGGGUAGAUAAUGUGAUUAUUAUUAUUUUGCUAAAUCAUUUUGAACAUUUUUCAAGAUGCUGAGAUGAUAAUAAGAAGUGAACAGAUGUGAGUGGGUUUAUAGCUAAUGCUUAACAGUAGCUGAUGGAAACGCAACAGUUUAUAUUGAAAUAUACAACAUAAUAUAAUAUAAAAACAUAAAAAUAUAAUUUAAUAUACAGAAAUUCACGCCGUUGUAACGAUAAACGUGAAUGAUAACAGGCUAAAGAUUUUUUGAUGUCUUCCUC
This is a messenger RNA of Tachysurus vachellii, 2688 nucleotides long. It is a transcript of the gene faxcb, whose product is annotated as failed axon connections homolog, metaxin like GST domain containing b. The record is from RefSeq and is a predicted model, not a curated record. Bases 274 to 1302 code for a protein of 342 amino acids. NCBI's taxonomy places the organism in Eukaryota, Metazoa, Chordata, Actinopteri, Siluriformes, Bagridae. The transcript is spliced from 6 exons. Gene Ontology annotation, cellular component: cytoplasm.